UUGUAUUCACUAGGAUCAACUGACUGACUUUGGCCAUCGUUCUCAGACGUAUAGUGCCGAACGGUUCAGCGUCAAUAUCGCGCAUAGAAUCGAAUAAAAUUCUCAUCUGGUUCCAUAUUUUCUUCCUUGUAUCUUUCUUUGAGCUGCGAAAUAUAUCGAAUCGAAAGUCGACGUGCAGGCUGCAGCAGUAGACGAUGCAAUUUCCAAGAUAGCUAGGGGUUGUUGACCGUGAGAAGAUUGGAGCUGAGCGAACAACGCGUAUUAAAGACCCUAUUGCCUUGUGGCUCAUUGACGACCACAACAGAAACAAGCACGACACAGAAAUUGAGUUUUACGGCCACUCAACGCGAUUUUUCACCUACCCUGUCCUGUCUUAUGCUUCCCAUCCGGACACGCGAAGUCAUAGAAAUAUCCGACAGCGAGUCGGACACCUUUACCGCCUCUUCACGCUCCAGAAAGUCGAGAAGUGCCACUCUCGUGCCCUCCGAGCACAAAGUCGCGUCACUGAAACGUUCUCCACGCUCUCAUGGCCCCGGAAAGCCGUACGAUGUCGUUUGUACACCUACCGGCGACUCAAGCAGGUUCCCAGAAAGUGUUCUGCGGUCAUUUGUUGAGAGCCAGCCCGUUCCGAGUUCAAUCACUAUCUCCGGGCAAAAGCUCACGCCUACCAAAGGCUUCAACAUUUUCUGGUACUGGUGCGCGGAACGGAAGCUAAUUGAUGAUCGGAGGAGAGCUGGUUAUCAAGCGCCAUGGACUGAUGACACUAUCCUUCGGGAUCACUUCUUCUGCAAUACCUUUCGCGUUCUUGACCAAGUGUCACAAUUUAUCAUCAAGGAGGUCAUCGAAAAAGGACCAAGCGAACCGAGGGAAGUACUCUUUAGAGUCUUACUUUUCAACCUAUUUACCAAGCCGGCGACUUGGAAAUACCUUGAAGAGCAGUUGGGUCCUUUGACGUGGAAGUCCUACAGCCAGGACAAAUACUUUUCCGUCCUGUCGAAAGCGAAGAAGAGUGGAGUGACUCUUUACACGGGCGCCUUUCAGAAGCCUGCACCAUCCUUCGGGUUGGGAGACAACUUCAAAAACCAUCUUGCCCUGCUCGAGAUCUGGAUGACUAGAGACCAUCUUCUCGACCAUAUCAACAAGGCACGCUAUCUUGCCGAUAUCUUUGAAUUCAUCGCUUCAUUCCCCGGCAUGGCAGAUUUUACCGGUUACCAACUCUUGCUGAACCUCGGCUACACCGAGCUCUUGCAGUUCUCCGGUAUGGACUUUGUUGUACCUGGACUAGGGGCGCAGUCAGGUCUCGUAAAACUGUUUGGUGGUAGCUUGAAGAAGGCCAAGGCCAAGGUCCCUGGUAUCGAGGUCGACAUCAUCGAGUGGAUGACGAAGCAUCAGAGAUAUCAUUUCGAGCGCUUAGGGCUUCAAUGUCCCGUAUUAGGGCCGGACAACCUGACCAUGGAACUUGCAGACGUCGAGCAUGCCAUUUGCGAGGUCGACAAGUACCUACGGAUGUCACAUCCAUCGCUGAAGGGAUUACACGAUCGCACGCACAAUAAGAGGGCCAGCUUCAAGCCCUCCAGUCACUAUCCAGCGAAACCGACUCUUCCCAAGGCCUGGAGUCAUCCGGCCCGUAAAAUCACGCGAGUUCGGGUUGAGAGGCCCCAGAUUGACAAACGUUACACGGUCGCCUACAUCGGAGACAUGAUGAAGGAUAAGAAUGGCAAGGUUCUCUACAAGGUGUUUUGGGAGAACUAUAGUGAUGAUCAGGCUACGUGGGAGCCGGAGGACGAGCUGAAGAAGGAUGCUCCAUUGAAGGUGGAGGAAUUUCUGGAGAACCGAAGGCACAGGCACUAGACGUGUUAUUGUGUGAGUUUUUUUUGCUGAUUGCUGUGUUGCAUUUUUUUCGUUGCUUUUGCUGUCUAGUCCGUGAUGUAUUCUGUAUAUAGUCUAGUCGUAUUUCUUGUGUAUAAUGUACCUGUCUCGAAUUGGAUAGCAUGGGAAUCGCGCGUCAGUAUCCGGCAUUGAUU
This is a messenger RNA of Desarmillaria tabescens, 2024 nucleotides long. RefSeq lists its product as uncharacterized. Lineage: Eukaryota; Fungi; Basidiomycota; Agaricomycetes; Agaricales; Physalacriaceae. The record is from RefSeq and is a predicted model, not a curated record. Bases 376 to 1851 code for a protein of 491 amino acids. The transcript is spliced from 3 exons.